GAGAGCUUCACUGAGGGCAAAAUCGACACCCGGAAGAAGCAGCGAAGUCAUUGGCUCACGAGUAAUGGCGGGGUUUUGCGAAGACUGGACGUGUCUGAUUUGAAGCGCUUUCAUUCGCGAGACUCUGGCCGCGAUCGAGUGAAGACAACAAGGACACUGAGUCGUACGCGUGAAAAUGAAGUGAAGAAGGUGGUUAACUGUGUCACUUUCAAGCUCGUCCGUGAAGUGUGCGUGUGUAACAGCGCGAGCUAAGUGCGACGCGUCCGCGGAGCCGAAUCAAGAUGAGCUCCUCGCGCGAGAUAAAGCAGCUGCAGAAGGCGAAGAGCAAAGCGCAGAGCAGCAGCAACUUGAGAGAGGAGGCGAACAUCUGCAAUCAGCUCGGAGAGCUGCUGUCCAGAAGUGGUGAUUAUGAGGCUGCCAUCAGAGAACAUCAGCAGGAGUUGGCGAUGUCCGAGGUGCUGAACGACGUGAUCGGACGGGCUGUGGCCCACCGUAAGAUAGGCGAGUGCUGCGCGGAGAUGGGAAAUAUCGAGGCUGCGUUGAAACACCAGAAGUGCCACCUGGACUUGGCUCGUUCUGUUCGAGAUUACGCGGAGGAGCAAAGGGCGCUGGCCACGAUCGGUCGAACCUACCUCUUCCGUUAUGAAUCGGACCAGUCGAGGAGCAGUUUAGAGAAAGCUGAGGAUGCUUUCAGGAAGAGCCUGUCUGUUGUAGAUGAUCGUCUAGAAGGGUCAGUGCCGCAGCGAGAAAUUAACGAGAUGAAGGCUCGCCUGUUCCUCAAUCUUGGCCUGGUCUGCGAUCACCUGGGGGAGCCCAAACGCUGCAGCGAGUUCAUCCGGAGAAGUGUCUUUAUCGCUGAGAAGAGCCAGUUGCUGGAGGAUCUCUACCGUGCAAACUUCAACCUGGGCAACAUCUACUUCCGUAAUGGUCAGCGCUCGAACUCUGUGCGCUGCCUGGAACAAGCCAAAGAGUGUGCCCGCAAGAUUAAGGACAAAUUCGGCGAGAGUGAGUGCUUUCACUGCAUCGGCAAGGUGCAGCUGUCGCUGGGCGAUUUUGUAGCAGCCAGACGAUCUCUGAAGAAAGCAGUCUUGCUCGGUUCCCAGCAGCCGCUUGACCGGCAGGCGGUGAAGAAGGUUUUCAAAUAUGCGGACAAGGGCUGUAAAUUGGAGGAAGAGCUGGGGGAAGAUCAGGGCAAAAAACUCAGCUCCCAUCAGACUGUGGAGCUGUCGGAGCAGCUCGGCGACCUCUGCUGCAAGGUCGGCUGCUACAGCAAAGCUCUGGACGCCUAUCAAGCACAACUGAAGGGCGCCGAGGCUCUGGGGAAGCCUGCGCGGGAGCUGGCGGUGAUCCACGUGUCUCUGGCGGCGACCUACACUGACCUGAGACAACACGGCAAAGCAGUGGAUCACUACAGACAAGAGCUGGCCUUAAGGCAGGGCAACUCCUCUGAGGAGUGCAGCACAUGGACAAACAUCGCGGUAGCUCAGGAGGAAAGCGGCAGUGCCUGUGAGGACAUCAGCGACAGCUACAGUACGGCUUUCCGCUGCGCUCAGAAGUCUGGACAGGCCCGGCUCCAGAAACGCGUGUUGAGGCUGUGGCUGGCGUCCCAGAGGCGACGCGGAGCGUCCGGUGCGGAGGACACCGAGGCGAGGCUACGGGAACUCUGCGCCGCGGAGGGCUGGAGUCCAGAUGGGAGUGACGGCGAGGAAGACGAAGAAGAGGAGGAGAUGGACAACAGCGAAGCUCUGGAUGACAGCGACGUCGUCCUCUCCGAUUCAGAUGAUGAUUUGGAGGGUUAUGACAAAAUGGUGUCAGGGCGGAGAAAGGCUGGACGGUGGAACAAGAGGAACGAGAAGGGCGAGACAUCGCUGCACAGAGCGUGCAUCGACGGGAACCUGAAGCAAGUCCAGUACCUGGUGGAACAGGGUCACCCAGUGAACCCCAGGGACUACUGUGGCUGGACUCCUCUGCACGAGGCCUGCAACCACGGUCACCAUGACGUUGUAGCCGUGCUGCUGGAGCGCGGCGCCAACAUCAACGACCCCGGCGGUCCCUUAUGUGACGGCGUGACUCCUCUUCACGAUGCCCUCGCCUGUGGCAAUUUUCACGUUGCACGGCUCCUGGUGGAACGAGGGGCGUCGGUCACGCUGCGCAACUCCAAGGGCGAGACGGCGAUGGACACGCUGCGUCAGUGGCAGAGGACGUACAACAGAGAGCUGGACCACGAGGCCAAAAAGGAGUGUGUCACUACUGAGAGACUACUGAGGAAAGCACUGGCAGGCGGAGUGCCCGCCGCUCCAGCUCCAGCCAAGCCUUUCGAUGCCCUGCAGGACAGCCAGCUGUUUGAUGCGGAGAACUCGCAGCCGCUGGUGUCCUCCGGUGGAGGCCUCUCCUCCAGUCAAGAGUGGCCUCAGCUGAGCAGAACCUCCGAAGCAAAGGCGCUGCCGGCCAGCCCGAAACGGCGGCAGAGCAACGGUUUCACGCGGCGUCAUCGAACCAGGGGAACAGAGUCUGCUGUUCUGUAUGGGAAUAACAACAGCUGCUCAGAGGACAGUGACUCCGACGGCCCUGUCAGUCCUCUGCGUCCAGUCCGGCCCAGACACAGUUUCUCAUCAGCCCCGACUCAGAAGGACGUUCCACCAAGCAGAGAGGCGAGCGCCGUCCCCGCCUCGGCCAGUGUCAGGGAAGACCCCGCGCCGUCCGUCUUUGCGCGAGAGGAGUACCACAGCGCCAUCCGAGGCUUGGGCAGCUCCAAGACGCUCCUCCAGGGUCUGUCGCAGCCCCAGUUCUCCAGCACGCCCGCCGUGUCGUCCAGCAACAGAGCGGCUCUGGUUCCCGAGGAGGAGUUUGUGGCCGACGACUGGUUGGAGGACGACUUAGGGGAAGUCCAGCCCAAGAAGAAGAGGAGGCUUCGGGUUGAGCAGAAUGGGAUGGAAGCGGCCUGGAGUCAAAACAGAAGCUCAAACUCUGACGCAACCUCUAGAGCUCUCGCAGUUCCCUCCUCCUCCAGCAGGAGUCACUCUCUGAAAAAGAACGGCGCUCUGAAGCCGCACCAGGUCAAAAUGACUCAGAUGCCCGGGAUGGUGAGGUUGGGCAGGCGAGAGGUCAACAGGUCACACAGUCCCAACGUCACAGAUGAUGAUGAUGACAUGAGACCGGCGACGCCUCCUCAUCCUCAUCCUCAUCCUCAUCCUCGCAUACACGUGCAGGCUCCUUCUCAAACCUUGGCCGCCCCCGUGUCAACGCCGCUGCCUCCACCCAUCAGAAUGCGGGUCAGAGUUCAGGAGGACGUUUUCCUAAUUCCAGUUCCGCAAAGCGCGGCAGACUCUCUCACCGUGUCGUGGCUGUGCGAGCAGGCGGCUCAGCGCUACUAUCAGAAGCGCGGCCUCCUGCCUCGCCUCUCGCUGCAGAAGGAAGGCGCUCUCCUCUGCCCGCAGGACCUGCUCCUGGCCGUCCUGCACACCAACGAGGAGGUGUUGGCCGAGGUGUGCUCCUGGGAUCUUCCUCCGCUUCCCGAGCGAUACAAGAAGGCCUGCGACAGCCUGGCAGUGGAUGAGAACAAGCGCGUGAGCCGGCUGUGCGAGGUGCAGGACGGCAGCUCCUCGGUGUCGGUGUGCGGCCUCAGUUUGCCGCCGUCCUCCCUCAACCCGCUGCUGCGCGCCCUGAAGCUUCAGGCCAGCCUCACCGAGCUGAGGCUGUCCGGCAACCGCCUCGGCGACGACCUCCUCCCCGAGCUGGUCGCCACGGUCGUCACGAUGCCGCGGCUGCGCCUGCUGGACAUUUCGGCCAAUCGCGUAACGGGGGAGGGGCUGGGGAAGGCGGUGGAUUCCUUGAAGGGACAGAGCCACGCUGCGUUUCCGAGCCUGGAGGAGCUGGACCUCAGCAUGAACCCGCUGGGCGACGGCGUGUCCGAGUCUCUGUCCUGCCUGCUGUCCCGCUGUCCCCUGUUGGCCAAGCUGUCUCUGCAGGCCUGUGGUCUCACCACGCGUUUCCUGCAGCAGCAUCGACUGCUGCUGGCUGGCGCUUUGACGGGCACAGGCCACCUCAAAUCCGUGUGUUUGGCCCACAAUGCACUGGGCUCCACGGGCUUUGAGCUGGUGUUGAAGACUCUCCCUCUCCACUGCCUCACACACUUGGACCUGUCUGCCGUCCACAGAGGUUCUGCUGACUGCCCCGCACUGGACCACCUCACCAAAGCCCUGUCGCAGGACGACUGUUCGCUGACCCACCUGAGUCUGGCGGCAAACGGACUAACGGACAGCAGUGUAGCCACCUUGGCCAGGUGCCUCCCUGCGUGUCCCUCUCUGCUGAGUUUAAACUUGUCAGGAAACCCAUCGGUCACGUCAGCUGGACUUCACAGCGUCCUGCACUCUCUCAGGGCGGCUUCUCGGCCUCUGACGCUGCUGAACCUUCAAGGUUGCCAGGUGUGGGGCCCGUGGGACAGCGCAGGUCUGGACGGUUUGUCAGAGCUGGUCAAAGACCUCCGUCUUUGCUCGCAGGGACUGAACAAACUGGACAGACAGGCUUUAAAGCAGAGCUGGGGCGACGGCGACGGCGGUCGGUCGCGCGGACACGUCGUUGACCGGAGGGCCAAGUGCCUGCUCUCUGUCGCGGCCUCCUCCUCCUCGUGAAGAUGGAGGGAGAGGAAAGGAACGAUCUGCUGCGGCGGCUUUUACCAAAGUCACAAAGACACUGCUUCUUCCUUUAAAUGUUCACUUAAAGGUGACUUAAAGGCUGCUCCCUUAAAUGUCAGUGACACACGUCAUGUGCAUGUAUAGACGCUGAUGGUAAAUGUGAAUCCAUCGAAUGUUUUGUGUCUUUUGUACAUUAUUUAUCGUCUUUGUGCUCGACCCGUUGGAUUAUUGUGUAUGAUUUGAUUAAAAAAAGUAUUAAAGUGC
Molecule: messenger RNA, 4898 nt
Organism: Solea senegalensis (Senegalese sole)
Lineage: Eukaryota; Metazoa; Chordata; Actinopteri; Pleuronectiformes; Soleidae
Gene: tonsl
Product: tonsoku-like, DNA repair protein
Exons: 28
Coding region: 282-4631 (1449 amino acids)
Molecular function (GO): protein binding
Source: RefSeq, a predicted model, not a curated record